Messenger RNA from Benincasa hispida (wax gourd), 1497 nucleotides. RefSeq names its product heavy metal-associated isoprenylated plant protein 3-like. Gene Ontology annotation, molecular function: metal ion binding. The record is from RefSeq and is a predicted model, not a curated record. NCBI's taxonomy places the organism in Eukaryota, Viridiplantae, Streptophyta, Magnoliopsida, Cucurbitales, Cucurbitaceae.
AAAAGAAAAAAAAGACGGGCCAUCAUAACAUAAACAUCAUGCAUACAUGAAGGGCACAUCAUACAUCGAAGCUGUGCUAUAAAUAGGCAUUUUAUGCCCUUUUCCCUCUCUCCAAGCAAACGAAGUUCGCAGACUUAACAUAACAGAUGGGUGAGAAAGUCGAAGGUGCUAAGAAUGACGGAGAGAAGAAGGCCGGCGAUGCCGGUCAGAAGAAGGACGACGGCGCAGUCACUGCCGUUUUUAAAAUCAAUUUGCAUUGCGACGGUUGUGCGAAGAAAGUGAAACGAGCUGUGAAGCAUUUGGAUGGUGUGAGUGACGUGAAAGCGGAUCCUUCAUCCAAUAAACUCACUGUUACCGGUAAAGUAGACCCUGCCAUAAUUAAAACGAAACUGGAGCAGAAGACGAAAAAGAAAAUUGAAAUCAUCUCACCUCAGCCUAAAAAAGAUGGCAGCGGCGAUAAGAAACCGGACGAAAAGACUGAGAAGAAGACCGACGAAAAAGCAGAGAAGAAAACCGAUGAGAAGAAAGUAGACGGAAAGUCAGAAAAUAAGUCUGACGAAAAAGCCGAGAAGAAGCCCGAAGAGAAAAAGUCAGAAGAGAAAAAGACAGACGACAAAAAGGCCAAAGAGAGCACCGUGGUUUUGAAGAUGCGAUUACACUGCGAAGGUUGCAUUCAAAAGAUUAGGAAGGCACUCAUCAAAUUCAAAGGAGUCAAUGAGAUUUCAGUAGAUGCUCAGAAGGAUUUGAUCACAGUAAAAGGCACCAUAGAAGGAAAAGACAUUGUAGGCUACCUCAAAGACAAGUUCAAGAGAUCCGUCGACGUAGUUCCUCCCAAGAAAGAAGAACCCACCGCUGCCGGAGGCGACAAGAAAGAAAAAGAAGCCGGAGGUGGUGGUGGUGACAAGAAAGAGAACGACGGAAAAAAUGCCACCUCCAGCGGUGGAGACGGUGGUGGCCCAAAAAUGGAGGUGAGCAAGAUGGAGUAUAGCGGUUUCUCAUAUCAUCCUUCGACAUUCUACUACGACGCUCCGGUUCAUUCUCACUCUCAGUACGGUUACGCCAUGGAAGCCCAGCCAAGCUAUCCAAUCCACGGCUUCGCAAAUUCCAGCGGCUAUUACGCAAAUCAAAACUACGUACAUCAAGGUUACUCUAUGCCGAUGUACAAUCAAUCUCACGCGCCUCAAAUGUUCAGCGACGAGAAUCCAAAUGCUUGUUCCGUCAUGUGAGUAAACAAAUGUAUCCAUGAAAGUUCUUCCUAACGUAAUACAUACCCUGUAAAUGAAUUAAAGCCAUAAAAACACAAGAAGAAGAAAAAUUAGAUAGUUUUUUUGUUGUUAAAUAUGUGAUAUGUCGGCCGGCCGGCUUCGGCCGGAAAGUUGCCGGCUAGUUAGUCCAAUUCAAUUCAUUGGGGGAGUUGGUCGAUCUUUUUUCUUAUUUUAUUGUAGCUUUUGUUCGGUUCAAAUAUAUGACGUAAUAAUAGAGCUCUGUUCCAUGUAA